AUGGGAAUCAAGGUAGCUUCCAAACACAUUGCGCCUGCUCUAGAAACCGAGGAUGUAAAGCGGAGGCGCAUGAAAGGAGGCAAAAAGGUUCUUGCUCCUGCAAAGGAACAGCGUCUCGCCCACAAGACAGGACCGCUGGAAACACCGGAGAGGUCAUCUGGAUCCCGCAGCUGGGCCACGGUUUUGGCCAAUACACUUCGGCACAAGGAAACCCUGAUGAAUGAGGACUCCACUGGGCCAUCAUACCUGAAAAACCUUCUGAGUCCGGUGUUAGGUCUCAGAGUUACGGAUGUAGGUGAAGCCAAAGGUGGACUGUCGUGGUCAGCCGAGAACAUUAUAGCAAAAAACGAGGUGGCUCCUAGGGUAUUAGGCCUGAGGAUUCUGAUGCUAUAG
Echinostoma caproni is the source of this 393-nucleotide messenger RNA. Lineage: Eukaryota; Metazoa; Platyhelminthes; Trematoda; Plagiorchiida; Echinostomatidae. The record is from the annotation of a GenBank genome assembly.